AUGUCCAAGGUGGCGUCAAUGUUUCACCCCAAGAGGCUUGACCUCUCUGGGUUCGUCAACACCCGUCUGAUCCGCGAUCACAACAAGCGCAAUGCCUUUGCGCAGAUGGAACCUGAACGACAAGCGCUCCGCUACAUCAUCCGCAACACCAGCCUUCCUCAACGUACACGCGCCCAAGCCCAGCUUCAGCUGUCCCAGAUGCACUGCUACACCCGCCCAACACAGAUCAAGAACCGCUGUGUGGCCUCGGGUACUGCCCGUAGUGUGUUCCGGAAUUUCAGACUCAACCGAUUCCAAUUCCGUAUGCAAGCUCUCGCUGGUGAGCUUCCUGGUGUCAAGAAGGCAAGCUGGUAG
Penicillium brasilianum is the source of this 354-nucleotide messenger RNA. The record is from the annotation of a GenBank genome assembly. NCBI's taxonomy places the organism in Eukaryota, Fungi, Ascomycota, Eurotiomycetes, Eurotiales, Aspergillaceae.